AUGAAUAGCUGUUUGAAGAGUUUGUUUUUUACAGUUCCAUUAAAAACUCUUGUCCUAAAUCAAGGAAAAAGAAACCUAAAUCAUUUUAGAUAUGGAAGCAAUGUGGCACAGUUGUUCAAAUCAACUGCAUUAAUAAAACCAGAUGGAACAAGUGAAGAAGGAAGUAAAUUAUUAAAAGAUAAAGUUACGGCUAUUUACUUUUCUGCUUCAUGGUGUGGACCAUGUAAACAAUUUACUCCUCAUCUAAAGAAAUUCUAUGAUACAGUAAAUAAAAAUGAAAAAAAGAUGGAAGUUAUUUUUGUUAGUUUAGAUAAAAGUAAAAAUAGUAUGGAAAAAUAUUAUAAUGAAAACAUGGGAACUUGGUUGAGAACAGAAUAUGAUUCAGAAUUAACUAAUGCAUUGGCAGAGGAAUGUAAUGUUACUACAAUACCAUCACUAAAAGUUGUCAAAAAUAAUGGUGAUAUUCUUAAUAUUCAGGCUAGAGAAGAUAUUAUGAUGCAUGGUAAGGAAGACUGUGAAGGACUUUUACAAAAAUGGAAAAAAAUUGCAGCUUAA
Messenger RNA from Strongyloides ratti, 555 nucleotides. RefSeq names its product Nucleoredoxin-like protein 2. Bases 1 to 555 code for a protein of 184 amino acids. The transcript has 3 exons. The record is from RefSeq and is a predicted model, not a curated record. Lineage: Eukaryota; Metazoa; Nematoda; Chromadorea; Rhabditida; Strongyloididae. Gene Ontology annotation, biological process: sensory perception; photoreceptor cell maintenance.